CACUAUGUGACAGCCGCCCGGCCUCGUAGCGCUGGCGAGUGGCGGCCGCGUCGCGUUGGGUAGGUCCCCAGCUCAGCCUCAGCCUCCGCCUCGGCGACUGCCUCUCGCCCUCCGCCGCUCGGCCCGGCCCUGGCUCCCGCUCCUGCGCUGGCGAGCUUCCUCGCGUCGCCUCCGUGCCGCCGCCGCCCGGGGAGCCGCGGUGGAUCUGAAGCCGUUUUAGGCAGUAGAGUCUCAAAUCCAUGAUUUUACUGGUGACCUGCUAAGACAUUCCUUGUCUACUUUCUCCGAAGUGGAGAACAAAAUGAAUGAGUGUUCAGAACUGGCUUCUGACCAUCAUGAUGGCACUGAAGGUCAGAGGACACCACGGCCAAACGCAGCCACCCUCCAGGAAGACAUCGAGAUGAGCAGCGGGUCAAGUGGAAAUGAGACCAAUGAGAAUGACUUCAGUGGGCGGGAGUCUCCUGGCUCUGAUGAAAACGGGAAAGAUUCCGCCAUGUUGGUGGAAUCCUCCGAGAGCCACAAGAGCAGUUCAAAUGCUUUUAGCCUGAUGAUUGUCAACUCUGACCACAAUCCAUCCACCAGUGGAUGCAGCAGUGAACAGUCAGCCAAAGCCAAGACUCAAAAAGAAUUGAUCAAAACACUGAAAGAGCUGAAAGGCCACCUUCCUCCCGACAGGAAGACCAAAGGCAAGCCCAGCAUGUUGGCCACCUUGAAGUACGCCCUCAGGAGCAUUAAACAGAUCAAAGCUAAUGAAGAGUACUAUCAGCUCUUAAUGACCAGUGAAAACCAUUCGGCCGACCUGGAUGUGCCUUCUUACACGGUGAAGGAAAUCGAGAUGCUGACGUCAGAAUACAUCGUGAAGAACGUGGAUAUGUUUGCUAUGGCCGUUUCCUUGGUUACGGGAAAGAUCGUGUAUGUCUCUGAUCAGGCCGCGUCAAUUCUUCCCUGUAAGAAAGACGCGUUUCACGACGCCAAGUUUGUGGAGUUCCUGGCACCCCAUGAUGUGAGCGUGUUCCACAGCUCCACAGCCCCGUCCCGACUCCCAGCCUGGAGUGUUUGCCGCAGAGCUGAUUCUUCCGCCCAGGAUUACAUGGAGGAGAAAUCUUUCUUCUGUCGCAUCAGUGGUGGCAAAGACCACGAAAAUGUCAUCCGCUAUCACCCAUUCCGCAUGACUCCUUACCUUGCCAGAAUACAGGAGAAACACAACACAGAAACUCAGCUUUGCUGUGUUUUGCUUGCAGAGAAGGUGCACUCUGGUUACGAAGCACCCAGGAUUCCACCCGAUAAGAGAAUCUUCACAACGACGCACACCCCAAACUGUUUGUUUCAAGAGGUAGAUGAAAGGGCGGUUCCUCUCUUGGGCUACCUACCUCAGGACCUGAUUGGCACACCCAUUCUGGUGCAUCUUCACCCACGGGACAGACCCCUCAUGCUGGCUAUUCACAAAAAAAUCCUACAAUAUGGCGGACAGCCUUUUGACUACUCUCCAAUUAGAUUCUGCACUCGGAACGGAGAGUACAUAACAAUGGACACCAGCUGGUCCAGUUUCAUCAAUCCUUGGAACAGAAAAGUUUCAUUUAUAAUUGGAAGACAUAAAGUGAGGACGGGGCCUUUGAAUGAAGAUGUCUUUGCCGCUCACUCCUGCAUGGGAGAGAAAACCCCUCACCCCAGCAUCCAGGAGAUCACACAGGAGAUAUAUAGGUUGCUGCUGCAGCCUGUCCACAACAGUGGCUCCAGCGGCUACGGCAGCCUGGGUAGUAAUGGCUCCCAUGAACACUUAAUGAGUCAGACGUCCUCCAGUGAUAGCAACGGCCAACUCCAUGAGGAUGCACGGAAGAGGAAGCCCAAUACCCGGAAAGGGGUUUGUAAAGAUGCCCAGAAGAUCCCAAGCAAAAGUGCCCUUGUGUAUGAGAAUGGAGAAGAAAUGCGGAAGCCCGCUGCAGAAAGUCAGAACAGUCCGAAUGCCCAAACCAGAGAGAUCUUGGCCAUGGAGAGGGGCGGUCUGGGCCCCAGCUUGCAGAAGAGUGUCAUUGCCGAGGAACUGGCCUGUCGGAGCCAGUCCGUGUACUCCUAUCAGCAGAUAAGCUGCUUAGACAGUGUCAUUAGGUACUUGGAGAGCUGCAGUGUGGCCGGGCCCCUGAAGAGGAAGUGUGAGUCCCUGCCUGGUACCACACCACCGCUCUUGGAGGAUGAGCAGAAGCCCCCCACGGAGCCAGGGCAGCCCCCCUCCGCAGAGGAGACAUCGAUGGUGAAAGUUCCCCUAAAUCCUGCUGUCCUGAAGACAUCCAAAGCAAAUGCCCACCCAGUCGUUGGCGCUCACUUGACUUCCUUGGCGCUCCCUGGCAAAGCCGAGAGUGUGGUGUCCUUCACCAGCCAAUGCAGCUACAGCAGCACGCUGGUGCACGUUGGGGACAAGAAGCUCCAGCCUGAGUCAGAGAUGAUCGAGGACCCCGCCAGUGGGAUGGAGUCACUGGACAGUGCAGCUGCCCCAUCUUCUCACUGUGACUCCAGCCCGGACAAGGGGCCCCCCAAGAAGGUGGGACUGACCAAGGAGGUGCUCGCGGUCCACACACAGAAAGAAGAGCAGAGCUUCCUGCACAGAUUCAAGGAGACAAGAAGACUCAGCACAUUCCAGUCUCGUUGCCAUUAUUAUCUUCAGGAGAGAUCCAAGGGGCGUCCCGGCGAGCGUGCUGUUCGAGGACUAAGAACUAGUAUUUCUGGAAUGGAUUCAUCUUGGAAAAAAAAUGGAAAGAACCGAAAACAGAAGUCCAAGCGAAUUAAGCCCCACGAGUCAUCUGAUAGCACGACUUCGGGUACAAACGUUCCUCCUCGGUCACCACUGGUCGGCCUGAACUCCACGGCCUGGUCGCCAUCGGAUACUUCACAGGCCAGUUGUCCUCCAGCCUCGUUUCCUACAGUGGUGCCCGCAUACCCUCUGCCUGUUUUUCCAUCGCCAGGAGUCGUCCCAGCCUCUGGAAAUGUCUCCUCGACUCCCCAGGCCCCCCAGGCUCAUUUGAACGAUUCGGGGAACCCCCAGAAUUAUAUUUCACUGCAGCCACCAGCAUUCACCGCCCCCCUGACUCCUGUCAUGGCAGUUGUGUUACCCACUUACACGUUCCCUCCAGUGACCCCUAAUGGGCACCCAUCCUUCUACUCUGGCCAGAGCAACUGCCCCCAGCAUCCCGCAUGCUCAACACAAAUGGUGUUUGCAGCCCAGCCCGAGUUCCCUGUGCAAGCUUCCUUCUCAUCACAGACAUUGUGCCCAACACAGUCAUUUCAUUACCAGUCAGGGGAAAGGGAAAGGCCUCCAGCCCCUGGGGCCCCCGAGGGGCCAUCUCGAUCCUCCACGCCCCAGUCAACGGGAAGACAAGACCAAGCUUCACCACCAUUAUUUCAGUCACGGUGUAGUUCCCCCUUACAGCUAAAUCUGCUCCAAUUGGAAGAAACACCCAAGGCUGCGGAGAGCACAGUGGCGGCUGUUUCUGGAUCCUUGGGGGGACGUGGCCUGUUGAGUGAGGGGCCAAAUAAUAAACCAGUCGAGUUUGAAGAUGGCAAAAGGCCCACCCCUCGCCGAGUUGACUCGCCCAUGGAUGCCCACCAUAGUGACGCCCUUUCCUUGUCCAGUGACUUCCUUGAGAUCUUGCUGGCGGAGGACGGGUGCUCCGCCACUGGGUCGGCUUCCUCUGGGAGUGGCGCGUCGGCCGCCUCUGAGUCUCUGGGGUCCGGCUCGCUUGGCUGCAGUGCAUCCAGAACUGGAACAGGCAGCAGCGAAACGAGCCACACGAGCAAAUACUUUGGGAGUGUCGACUCCUCUGAGAACAGUCAUCGAGCCAAACUCAGCGCGGGCCUCCCAGAGAGUGAGCACUUCCUGAAGUGUGUCCUUCAGGACCCCAUCUGGCUGCUGAUGGCAAACACCGACAAUGACAUCAUGAUGACCUAUCAGCUGCCUUCCCGAAAUCUAGAAACCGUUUUGAAGGAGGAUCGAGAAAAGCUGAAGUUAAUGCAGAAAUUCCAGCCCAAGUUUGCGGAUGAGCAGAAGCGAGAGCUGCACGAAGUCCACACGUGGAUGCCCAGGGGAGGGCUGCCCAGGGCACUCAACCUGGCUGAGUGUCCUGACUGUGAGGGCAGCCGGAGAGACCGUGUCGAUGAGCCGUAUGAUGAGGACGUCCCAGCGAUGGACCUCAGCGAAAUGAUGGAGACCCAGGGUGAGAAGAGCAUGUGCCCCGCACCCUGUGGGACCAAAGAGGAGACCUAGCCCUGCAACCCACCCUGGGUACCUGGGGGCCAGCGGCCGCAGGCGGUGGUGCUUGAGAGGGUGAAGACAGCUGGAAAUUUGGUUCUAGUCAAACAAGUUACUCGUGUCAGCUUUCUUGUCUAAAGGAAUCAAUGUGAAAAUCGAUGAGAUUCACCUGCUGUCGACGGUUUGAGGGAAGGGGCUUCAGGUUUGCAGCCCUUAAUUCAGCAGAUGCUGUCCAAUAAUUCUGCAGAGUGGAUGACAUCGCUUACCCUGGCUCGUCUCUUUUGCCAGCUGAGUGUGUGACCCCCGUCUCCAGGGAGUUUCCAGGAACUCCCCCCUUUCCCGGUUUGUGAUGAUGCUUUGACACCCCUCUGAGGACAUGUUAAAGACACGAGUGGGAGGUCAUUCAAAGCUUGCUGUGUAACAGUUAUUAAGUUUUUAUUAAUAUUUGAGAAAAUUGUUCAGGGCUGUCAAAAUGUCCAGCCCCCAAUUUUGUCUUUAUUUAUUGAGCUUCUAUUUAAAUUAUAAUUUAGUCAUAGUAAAAAAAAAAAAAGUUAAAAAAAAUAAGGAUGGCAGAGAGAGCAAACCAGGCCUCUUCUUACCUGACGACCGCCUGAGCUUCAGCAGCAUGAUCGAGGACGAGGGGCAGGGCGGUCAGUGGUGAGGCGGCAGCUCUGGGGUCUGCUCCUAUAAAGGACAAACAGAAAAAUGAUGAGCUCUGGGAGAGUCUGGGGAGGUAACGUCACUGGUGGCCUCGCCCAGCCGUGGACAUGGAUGGAACUGUUCUUGAUCCAGCUCCGGCAGGGCCAACACUUAGGGGGCUUGGAGGCAGCCAGGGCCAGCCGCUGGCCCCACUGAGCCCUCUUCCCCAGUGUCGCUCGUGGUUGUGGUGGUCGUGGCUGCUCUCUCUCUGCUGCUUCAGUGUCUCAUUUUCGUCAGCCGUUCUCUUCAUGUACUUAACCCUAUGGAACCUGCUUACAGUGAGAAUUAAUUACUGAAAUACCAGGAACCAAGAUUCUCUAGACCCUUUGUGCUGUGACCAUUGCCCAGCGGCCUGGCCAGCCCCGUCAGGUCCCCACCCCUGCUUCCUAGGCCCCACGUCAGACUGGCUGCCUCUUUGGGCCUGUAGAUUGUUCUGACCUUUGGGAGGCCUUGCAGAGACCCAGCUAUUUGAUGAUGCUCCGCAGAACUUGGGAAGCAUCUGGAACUCAGACAGUUUGAAAGAACAGUAACAGCCCCUUGUGUGGUGGGAAAGCGUCACUGCUAAAACAAGUCACGAAUAGUCGGCUUUGGGUUGGACUCCGCUGGGGAUGAGGAAGGAGUUUGGCCUUGUUUUCUCCUGGAUGGCCUUUAAUUUUAAAAAAGAAAAACGACUUUCAUGCUUAGGAAGACCAGGAGGGUUUUUUCAGUCCCAUGUCGAAGGUCCUUUUUAUAGUCAAUUCACUUUAGUCUUAAAAAAACAACAAACAAACCCUUCUGCUGCCACAUCCGGCAUGAAAAUGAGUCUAAAGAAUAUUCCCAUCCUUCCACUCCUGAAGCCAGGCUUGCCUUGGGGUCGCAGCAGCUUUCUGUGUCUCCCUCUCAAGUCGCAUGUUGGUUAGUCAGUGUCCUGAGACCAGGCCACACGUGCACACACACACACACACACACACGCAUGCACGCACGCACGCAUGCGCUCACACAUAUGCAUGCACACACGCAGAUUCUCACACAUAUGUGUGUGCAUGCACACUUGCAGAUGCACACACAUGUACGUGCGCGCGCAUGCACACACAGACGCACUUUCCAGAGGGUUUCUUCAAUCUCACUAUUAGGGGCUUCUUUCUCAUCUGCAUUUUUCUGUCCUUCUGUCCAGGCAGUGAAUGUUCUUGCCUAUGCUUUCACAAAGUGUCAGGGACUGGAACUCUUUGGGCCCUUUUGGGGCUAUCUUUCUACAGUGUCAAGGCUUAAGCCCGGCCUCUUUUUCUGUGAAGUGGACAGACAGACGGAUGCACACGCACACCCGGCUGCCGGAAAAUGUCCACCACCAUUUGAAAGCUGAGCCUCUGUCCAAGGUUUCUAAAUGUGUGUGUUGGUCUUUAUUUAAAUUCCAUGUGAUGCCUUGUUUUGGAGCCUUCGUGGACAAACACGAAGAUUCUGAGCUCACUGUUUGUGGCUACUUUUUAUGACUUUUUUGCCUUUUAGAAAAUUGGCUAAAUAAAGUAAAUAUAUUUUU
Molecule: messenger RNA, 6452 nt
Organism: Dromiciops gliroides (monito del monte)
Lineage: Eukaryota; Metazoa; Chordata; Mammalia; Microbiotheria; Microbiotheriidae
Gene: PER2
Product: period circadian regulator 2
Exons: 24
Coding region: 302-4255 (1317 amino acids)
Biological process (GO): entrainment of circadian clock by photoperiod; negative regulation of transcription by RNA polymerase II; circadian regulation of gene expression
Cellular component (GO): cytoplasm; nucleus
Molecular function (GO): transcription corepressor binding; transcription cis-regulatory region binding
Source: RefSeq, a predicted model, not a curated record